Molecule: messenger RNA, 1438 nt
Organism: Lasiosphaeria miniovina
Lineage: Eukaryota; Fungi; Ascomycota; Sordariomycetes; Sordariales; Lasiosphaeriaceae
Product: Alpha/Beta hydrolase protein
Exons: 3
Coding region: 95-1249 (384 amino acids)
Source: RefSeq, a predicted model, not a curated record
CAGCAACGACCCAACACCAAAGAAUGACAAAGAAAAAGACACGCGCACCAAGACUCGGCAACAAUUCCACGCGCAGAGGUGCCCCAAAUACAGAAUGGCGACUGCGACCCCCCCACAGCGCGUGUCCCCGGUCAUUCCGACGGCCGCCGAGACGGCCCAGCACCCGGCCUUCCCAACGGCGAUAUGGAAUCUCGAGGCCGACCGCAAGGGCGUUGUGCCCGUGGCCGAGGGCCGCGGCGGGCCACUCAAGAUUAGCUGGGAGAUUCACGGCGACGGCCCCGUUAAAGUCAUUUUCAUCAUGGGCCUCGGCGGACUCAAGACGACGUGGCAGCGGCAGACGCUGCACUUCGGGCACGAGCGGCGCGAGCAUUACUCGGUGCUGGUGAUGGACAACCGGGGGAUGGGCGACAGCGACAAGCCGCUGAUGCGGUACAGCACGAGCGAGAUGGCGCGGGACGUGGCCGAGGUGCUGGCGCACGUGGGGUGGCUGCCCUCGUACCCUCCCACAUCAACACCACCACCAGCGCGGAACCUGCACAUCGUGGGCAUCUCGCUGGGCGGCAUGAUCGCGCAGGAGCUCGCGUGCCUGGUGGCUGAGCACGUCAGCUCGCUCAGCAUGUGCUGCACGGCAGCAGCCAUCGAGAACACGACGACGUUCGCCGAGAACAUGGCCAACCGCGCGCAGCUGCUGGUGCCCAAGUCGCUGGACCGCAGCAUCGCCGACGGCGCGCGCAACAUGUUUGGCGACGCGUGGCUGGCCGAGCCCGACAACGCGCACGUGCCGGACCCCGCGACGACGCCCAAGGUCCUGCCCCCGACAACAAUCAUCACUGCAGCAGCAGAAACAGCAGCAUCAGCGCCGGGGCCACCGGCGAAAUACCUCAAGUUCGACAGCAACGCGGAGCGCUUCGUAGCGCAGGAGCUGACGAAGCGGCAGGACCGCGCGCGGUUCGGGCGCAAGGGGUUCCUGCUGCAGCUGAUCGCGGCGGGAUGGCACCACAAGAGCGCGGAUCAGCUGCGGGAGAUUGGCGACCGCGUCGGGCGGGAGCGCAUUCUCGUGAUGCACGGGACCGAGGACCGUAUGAUCACGGUGCCGCACGGGCGGAAGCUAAUCGCGCAGCUCGAGCCGGGCACGGCGCUGUUGGUCGAGGGCAUGGGCCACGCGCCCAUCGUGGAGCGGUGGGAGUGGUACAACGGCCUGCUCGAAGACCACUUUGCUGUGGGCGAGAAGCUGGAUGGGCGGGCGUGACGUGAUGAAGGACUUGCGUGUUGAUGAUAGACGUGAUAUACAUGAACGAUAUACCUGUGUAAGAGCAGCAAAGCGGGACUGUAAACUAGAGCCUUUAUUUCCCACUUCCAUAUCCCCUGUCCAUUUUAUAGGGCCAGCAAAUAUGGCAUUUCGCUUAUAUUUUGGAUAUUACCAGGGAGUUGAACGCAU